AUGCACGGACAUAGUCAAAAUUCAAUUAAGUUAAUUGCAGGUAAUUCACAUCCUGAAUUAUGUGAAAAAAUAGCAUCUAAAUUAUCAGUACCUAUUGCUAGAAUUGGAGCAUUUCAAUAUACUAAUCAAGAAACAGCCGUUGCAAUUGGAGAAUCAGUACGUGAUGAAGAUGUAUAUAUAAUUCAAACAGGAUGUGGAUAUGAUAAAAUUAAUGAUUUUAUAAUGGAAUUACUUAUGAUUAUAAAUGCAUGUAAAGUAGCAAGUGCAAGAAGAAUUACUGUUGUUAUACCAAGUUAUCCAUAUGCUAGACAAGAUCGUAAAGAUAAAUCAAGAGCUCCAAUAACAGCAAAAUUAAUUGCAAAUUUAUUACAAACUGCUGGAUGUAAUCAUGUUAUUACAAUGGAUUUACAUGCUUCUCAAAUUCAAGGAUUUUUUAAUGUUCCUGUUGAUAAUCUUUAUGCUGAACCUACAGCUUUAAGAUAUAUUAAAGAAAAUUAUGAUUCAAAAGAUAUUAUUAUGGUUUCUCCUGAUGCUGGUGGUGCUAAAAGAGUUGCUUCAUUAGCUGAUAAAUUAGAUAUUCAAUUUGCUUUAAUUCAUAAAGAAAGACAAAAAGCUAAUGAAAUUUCAAGAAUGGUUUUAGUUGGUGAUGUAAAUGAUAAAAUUUGUAUUUUAGUCGAUGAUAUGGCUGAUACUUGUGGUACUUUAUGUAAAGCUGCUGAUGUUUUAUUGGAAAAUGGUGCUAAAAAAGUCGUUUGUAUAGUAACUCAUGGGAUUUUUUCAAAAGAUGCUAUUGAAAAAUUGAAUAAUUCAAAUAUUGAAAAAGUGGUUUGUACAAAUUCUUUACCUGUUCAAGAUAAAAUGGAUAAAUGUGAUAAAAUUGAAAUUAUUGAUAUAAGUUCUACUUUAGCUGAAGCUAUUAGAAGAUUGCAUAAUGGGGAAAGUGUCAGUUAUUUGUUCAACAAUGUUCCUGAAUAA
Molecule: messenger RNA, 975 nt
Organism: Candida tropicalis MYA-3404
Lineage: Eukaryota; Fungi; Ascomycota; Pichiomycetes; Serinales; Debaryomycetaceae
Product: ribose phosphate diphosphokinase subunit
Exons: 1
Coding region: 1-975 (324 amino acids)
Biological process (GO): 5-phosphoribose 1-diphosphate biosynthetic process; purine nucleotide biosynthetic process; ribonucleoside monophosphate biosynthetic process
Cellular component (GO): cytoplasm; ribose phosphate diphosphokinase complex
Molecular function (GO): ribose phosphate diphosphokinase activity; magnesium ion binding
Source: RefSeq, a predicted model, not a curated record